UUCUACUUGCAGAGUCAGACAGCUUUUGUCCAGCAGCAGUCGUUUUCUGAGUGUUAGAAGAUUUAAGAUGGCUUCCGCUGUUUUUCAUAAACUGAAGUGCAUGUUGGAGUGCUUUUCACGGGCAAUAAUAAUUGCACAACCAACCGAUGUUGAAGAGUUUGGAAGACAGUAUUUUUUAGAGCUGGCUGAAUUUGGGAAAACCAUGCCGGGCCUGGACCAAGCAGAAGUUGCGUUCCACUUUGAAGAAAAGUGGGAGAUAGAUUUCCUGACACGUAGUCAUGACAAAAGGGUUCAAAAACCUUCAACUGCUCCUCCUCCGUCCUCUACUACCUGGCAGCAAAAACCACGUCCACCCCCCCUAAAGAAGAAACCCCAAGGAUAUGUCCAGACCGACAACAGAAGACCAAGGAGUCAAGUACCUGAAAAAAUGGUUACGUCAAAGCAAAAUUUAAAGCCAAAGCCAAAACCGACAAAUGAACCGCAGGAGUCUGCAAAGGGUAAAUUAAACAGGACUCCAGGGCACGCAAAUGCCAAAGAAACAGACAGAAAGAACCAAACGUCUUCAAAGGCUCCAAUUAAAUCUAAACCACCUAGUGCAAAGGCUCCAGUUAAAUCUAAACCACCUAGUGCAAAGGCUCCAGUUAAAUCUAAACCACCUAGUGCAAAGGCUCCAGUUAAAUCUAAACCACUUAGUGCAAAGGUUCCAGUUAAAUCUAAACCACCUUGUGGAACACGACCAAAGGUAAAAGAUGAAGGAACAAAGCAAUCCAAGUCAAAGAAAACAACACAGCAUGAAGAGAAGGCUAAGAAGGAGACGCCAGCAGCGGAAAACAGAGGAAACAGAGUGCUGUGGAUAGACAGAGAGAGGGUCAAACCAAUUUUGGGGGGCAGAGAUGGAUGCCCUCUGCGUCCUGGAGUGUACAUCCCUGAUCCAGACCAGCCGCCCAUUCUCAUACACUAUAGACUGCAGUGGACAGAUGACCACUCUCAUCGUCAUUAGGAAACAGACACAUUUAGAUGCAGAUCCAAUUAGAUCAGAUUCAAUGUCUAAGUUAUCAUAAUGAUGCAUUAUCACCAAAACACUUAGAACUAGCCCACUGCAACAACACUUUUUAUUGCUAGACAUUAAUGUAUGUCAACUAAAAAGUGCAAAGUCUCGACACAGUUAAAUAAAACACACCAUUAAAAUAGACUUUUCGAUUCCCCAUAAAUGAUUCUUUACUCCAUGGUUCUCUCCGGGUGCUCCGGCUUCCUCAUAAAGCCAGUCAACAUGUUUCUGAUGAAAACGUGUCCCUCUAAAUUGCCCCUCGCUGUGCCUGUCUGUCUAGCGUCUUUUUGCAUUGCCUCGACUAGCAACCUGUUCAGGGUUUGAGGCAGAUAAUCAUUUAUUUGUAAAACCACCAUUCAUUCACAGGCGACAUAAAUAGACAUAACCUCACAAAACGAAAGAAACAUUAAAAUGACAUUUAGAUACAUAAAAAGAAAAUUUUUGCUGGAAAAUCAGUUUUAUGAAUAUUAUUAGCAUAUUAUUGUUAUUGUUCCAACCUCGCUUGCCGUUCACGCUGUGUGCAUUCCUUCCGCCCUUGCCUGCUGCUUACGUUGUGUGCAAAGUCUGAAUAGAGCCUUUAAUAAACAUCUAAUAAACAUCUUUAGAACUGUUUCUGUAUCCGACUGUGUCUGCAUGUGGGCCAAACACUUUAAAACCAUGACAAGUACAAAUUACUAUUAAUACAUAAGUGAUAGUUUUAUCAUUAUUUUUAUUAACAACAAUUGUUGCAGUAAUGUUGUUGUCAUUGUUGUUAAUUACCUAAUUAACACUUUUAUGCAAUGAUUGCUGGGCUGAUGAGGAGGGAAAUAGAAAGCAGGUGAGAUUAAUCAAUGCAGUGCAGCUUAGUUGGGACCUCAAUGGAGCUCAGAGCAAAGAGAAAUCUCUUCAACACGCUUUGUGCAAUUUUUCAUAGACAGAACCAAAUUCCACAAAAAAUGGACUGAAUAAAAUAGAGCUCAAGGCACUUUUAACUAGAGCAUCAUAUUCACCCAGUAGCACUCGCAAACAUUCAUACACCGAUACGCAGACAGAUUAGAAACAAAAAUGGGUUCUUCAACACGUUCCUUUCUUUAUGUAUAUACUGUAUGUUCUGUCUGCAUGCGUGGUUAC
This is a messenger RNA of Fundulus heteroclitus (mummichog), 2158 nucleotides long. RefSeq names its product pollen-specific leucine-rich repeat extensin-like protein 1. The transcript is spliced from 2 exons. The record is from RefSeq and is a predicted model, not a curated record. Lineage: Eukaryota; Metazoa; Chordata; Actinopteri; Cyprinodontiformes; Fundulidae. Bases 68 to 1000 code for a protein of 310 amino acids.